Messenger RNA from Fonsecaea multimorphosa CBS 102226, 633 nucleotides. RefSeq lists its product as uncharacterized. The record is from RefSeq and is a predicted model, not a curated record. NCBI's taxonomy places the organism in Eukaryota, Fungi, Ascomycota, Eurotiomycetes, Chaetothyriales, Herpotrichiellaceae. The coding region runs from base 1 to 633 and encodes 210 amino acids. The transcript is spliced from 2 exons.
AUGCGUCUCAACUACGUCUCCGACCCUUCCUCCCUGGCGGACCCGAAGGAGAGGGAGAUAGCGGAGCGGAUAAAGGCCAGACGGCCCGGGAAUCAGCUGUUGGAUCUGGACCGGGCCUUGUUGAUUGCGCCGCACAUGGCGGAUGGAUGGAACUCCUUCCUCGGCACCGUCCGCAGCGAAAAGACAAACUCGCUUCCACCUAGCAUCCGCCAAGUCGCCAUCGCGCGCACGGUGGCCCUGAACCGGGGCUGGUUCGCCUGGCGCGCGCACCACGACCUCCUCCUCGCCUCCAGCGACACCAAGAUCUCGACACCCGCAAUCGACUACCUCCUAUCUGCCGAGCCCAAAUCGGCCCACGCCACCCCGCCCAGUGGAAGCGGGUUCACCGACAAACACAUGGCGGUGAUUGCCUACGUGGACUACAUGACCAAGGAUCUCAUGGUGCCGGAUGCCGUGUUUGAGAGGCUUCGCAGCCAGGGGUUUAGCGAGAGAGAGAUUGUCGAGAUCACCAUGUGUAGCUGUGCGUAUAAUUGCACGACGAGGUUUUUGUGGGCGCUGAAUGUCGGCGAGGGCAUCGAGUAUGGGCACAUGGCGCCCUUACCGGCCGAUCCGGCGCGGAGGGGGACUCUAUAA